AUUUGCGGUGUGGGCCUGGAAUAUGUGGAAUCCUUGCGAUGCAGCUGCUAUUAUCUUGUUCCUGAUCGGUCUAUCGUUACGCUUUCGGCCGAACACUAUGGAUAUUGGGCGUGUGAUUUACUGUGUAGACAGUAUUUAUUGGUAUUUGCGAAUACUAAAUAUAUUGGGCGUUAACAAAUAUUUGGGUUUAUUAUCAGCCUUACUUCAUGUUGUAUGGUGAAGUGUUUGCCGAUGAUAUUGAUCCACCGUGCGGUGAAGAGCCUCAUCAGAAG
Rhagoletis pomonella (apple maggot) is the source of this 272-nucleotide messenger RNA. RefSeq names its product transient receptor potential cation channel trpm-like. The record is from RefSeq and is a predicted model, not a curated record. Gene Ontology annotation, molecular function: monoatomic cation channel activity. The transcript is spliced from 2 exons. Bases 23 to 220 code for a protein of 65 amino acids. Gene Ontology annotation, biological process: monoatomic cation transmembrane transport. Lineage: Eukaryota; Metazoa; Arthropoda; Insecta; Diptera; Tephritidae.